Molecule: messenger RNA, 2727 nt
Organism: Micropterus dolomieu (smallmouth bass)
Lineage: Eukaryota; Metazoa; Chordata; Actinopteri; Centrarchiformes; Centrarchidae
Gene: inpp5kb
Product: inositol polyphosphate-5-phosphatase Kb
Exons: 14
Coding region: 88-1497 (469 amino acids)
Biological process (GO): negative regulation of peptidyl-serine phosphorylation; phosphatidylinositol dephosphorylation; negative regulation of phosphatidylinositol 3-kinase/protein kinase B signal transduction
Cellular component (GO): plasma membrane; ruffle; cytoplasm
Molecular function (GO): inositol bisphosphate phosphatase activity; phosphatidylinositol-3,4,5-trisphosphate 5-phosphatase activity; phosphatidylinositol-4,5-bisphosphate 5-phosphatase activity
Source: RefSeq, a predicted model, not a curated record
GAGAGAACCUACGCAGACACGGGGAGAACUUGCAAACUCCACACAGAAAGGCUGGGGCAACCGAAUGACAAAAACAAGCGAGAGAAAAUGAGCACUGGAAGAUUUCAAAGUGGUGGGAGAGACAAGUGCAGACUGCACAUGGUGACCUGGAAUGUGGCCACAGCGGAGCCUCCCAAAGACGUCACCUCUUUGCUACAACUGGAUGUCCAACCCCCCACAGACUUCUAUGUGAUUGGCCUGCAGGAGGUGAAUGCCGCCCCUGUGAGGUUCAUCUCUGACCUGUUAGUGGAGGACUCCUGGAGCCACGUCUUCAUGGACACACUGGCACCUAGAGGCUUCGUCAAGGUCACAUCUGUGAGGAUGCAGGGUUUGCUGCUGCUGGUUUUUGCCAAACAAAUUCAUCUCCCCUACAUCAGAAACAUCCAGACCACCUACACUCGCACUGGCAUUUUUGGAUACUGGGGUAAUAAAGGAGGAGUGUCUGUGCGUUUUUCCCUCUACGGCCACAUGGUGUGCUUCCUUAACUGCCACCUAGCAGCUCACAUGAACUAUGCUCUGCAGCGUGUUGAUGAGUUUGAGUACAUCCUGGAGGCACAAGACUUUGACAUCUCUGACACUCCACGUGUCCUGGACCACAAGGCGGUGUUCUGCUUUGGCGACCUGAACUUCCGUAUUGCAGACCACGGCUUGCACUUCCUUCGCUCAGCCAUCAACAGCGGACGCUUUAAUUUGCUGUGGAACAAAGACCAGCUCCUCACAAUGAAGAAGAAGGAGCCUUUCCUGCAGGAAUUUGAGGAAGGGCCAUUAAAUUUUAAACCCACCUACAAGUUUGACCGUAACUCUGAAACCUAUGAUACCAGCACUCUGAAGACAUGGUUGGGUUUUAAUGGCAAGAAGAGGAAACCGGCCUGGACGGAUCGGAUCCUCUGGCGCAUCAAACCUAAAACCCCACCAUCAGAGGAUGACGAUGAGAAGGCGUCAACUUCUGCUGAUGAUGGAGUGGAUGAGUAUCCACUCCUGGUCGCUCAGGAAAAAUACACCAGUGAGAUGAGCUACGGAGUCAGUGACCACAAGCCCGUCAUUGCAACCUUUAGUCUGGAGCUGAGAAAGUACUUUGACACACCCCUGGUGCACAUAUCUCAUGUGGGUGUAUGGAGCGCAGACCAGGAUGCAGUUCUUAACUACACCAUCCAAGAGGACUUCUUGUCCUCCACAUGGGACUGGAUUGGCCUGUACAAGGUGGGAUUCAAGAGUCCGUCCGAUUAUGAAACCUUUGUUUGGGUUAGAGAGGACGAGUUGCCAGAGACAAAUGAAGUCAUACAGAUUUCUGUGGAUAAGGAUGAGAUCCCUCUGCUAAGUGGACAGUAUGUCUUGGGUUACUACAGUACAAACAUGCAAAGCAUCAUUGGCCUCAGUGAUAACUUCCAGAUCCUGGAGUCGAAGCGUGCUGUCAUGGAAGGCCUUGUUCCUGAGAACAUCAAUGGGCUCAACAAAUAAGCAUAAAUUCAAUGCAGUGCCAAGUCUUAUUUCUCUCCCCUGGACAUUCAUACAGUAUUGAUUCAGACUUUCAAUUGCCUAAGAUCAAUUCCAUCCUCUUCUAGAUAAGAUGAAUCAGUUGUUAAAAAAUGGCCGCCACACUGUGCCAUCACAUGGACUGGAAACUGCAAAUUAUUGUGUCCAACUUUGCCUCUAAGGAGUUCACUUGAAGUCAGAUUCACUCUGGCUGGCAUAGUUUCUCUACAAAAAAGGUUUAGUGCUGUAAUGAGCAGCCAUCCAUCUUAUCCACAGGCAUUUUUUUGGCCUGUUUCGUUUCUGAAAGUAGUGGAUGUACACUGCUGGUCAAAACAGUCCUUGGUCAAGUUGAAUUUGAAAUAUAUUUAAUGUGUUUUGGUUUGGUCUACAUAAGUGCCAGUGCAGAGGGCUGUACAAUAAGUGUAGAUCUGCCAAUCAUCAGAAACUGUUGUAUAGAAAUUUCUAUGUUGAUGCAGGCUGUAAUACGUUAUCUACACUGUCUUAAUGCGGAAAGAUGCAUAUUGGUAAUUGAGUUUUUUAAUGUAUUGCUAUGAUUAUUUGCACCAGUCAUUUAUCCCAAGUGUGGAAUGGCAAAGAUGGGAGAAAGAUUUAAAAUAUAAUGUACACAUGAAUUCCUCCAAGAAUGUGGACUUCUACAGUCACAUAUUUCUUUAUAACAAAUAUGUUGAGAUCUAUAUGCGAUAAUCUAAAUGUAAUGUGUAUGGCGACAGACUUUAAGGUAAUGAACAGAAUCAUGACAAGAUUGUAUUUUCAAUUCACAUGGAUUUAAAGAUUUUCAUUAAUUAUGUAUCUAUCUUGCUGCAAACGUCUUAUCUGUAGUCAUAGAAAUGCAAUCCAGAAUACGUUUUAUGUUCCAAUCCAAAAAUGAUGAUUGUUGUUAUAGAAGUGUCAAACCUUCUGUGUGCGUGCGUGUGUCAUAGUGAAAUUGUGUAUAAAUGUUGAUUGACUGAUUGAUGGAGUGAUUAAGUGAACAAUGUCACAGCAACAGAACAAAAUCAGUUUGUAGGAUGUGUAUUGUGCAUUAUUUGUUUUAUUGUGGUAAUGAAAUAAUGUAUAAUAAGUACAAGUUGUUGGUUAGGGAAGUGCUGGAAAAUGCCUUUCAAGUUAAUCCCUGGCCACAGUGACUUCUUUUUAAAAAUUGCAAGCAGGACUUCUGUUUUCCUCUUGAUGAAAAUGUCUUAAACCCCAACUAAA